Molecule: messenger RNA, 3774 nt
Organism: Sordaria macrospora k-hell
Lineage: Eukaryota; Fungi; Ascomycota; Sordariomycetes; Sordariales; Sordariaceae
Source: RefSeq, a predicted model, not a curated record
AUGAUGGCUUCUGAUCCCGAUGCUGGCGUUCCCAACUUGAACCUCACCCCCGAGGAGAAGCGAGUCUACGGCCAGCUCUUCCGCGCCGCCGAUACUGAUGCCGUUGGAGUUAUUACCGGCGAGGUAGCUGUCAAGUUCUUUGAAAGGACAAAGUUGGAUUCCCGCGUUUUGGGAGAGAUAUGGCAAAUCGCCGACAAGGAAAACAGGGGCUUCCUCACCCCAGCAGGCUUCGGUGUUGUCUUGCGGCUUAUCGGGCACGCGCAAGCCGGUCGCGAACCUUCCCCCGAGCUCGCCCUGUCGCAGGGUCCCAUUCCUAGAUUCGACGGCUUCACCCCGACUCCCGCCCCCGUUCCCGUUCCUGGUCCGGGGCCCCAGUCGCCUGCGGUGCCUGCUGCCAUGGUUUCUCCCCAGGCCACCGGUUCCGGCCCUAUCCGGAUCCCGCCCCUGACCCCCGAGAAGGUCUCCCAGUACUCGGCCCUGUUCGAGAGACAGCCCCUGCAGGGAAACAUGCUCCCUGGCGAGCAGGCGAAGCAGAUCUUUGAGAAAUCGGGCCUGUCGAAUGAGAUUUUGGGAAGAAUCUGGAUGCUGGCCGAUACAGAGCAGCGUGGUGCGCUGGUGCUGACCGAGUUCGUCAUUGCCAUGCACUUGCUCACCUCGAUGAAGACGGGUGCCCUGCGCGGUUUGCCUACCAUCCUGCCUGCUGCGCUGUACGAAGCCGCUACGAGACGCGCCCCCGUUGGCGGCAUUCCUCCUCCCGGCCGAUCCCCGACGACCGCUACUCCGCCGCUUCCGCCCGCUGCUAGACACCUUACCGGCCCUGCACAACUUACGCAGACGAGAACUGGCAGCCCGCUGGGACGUCCGCCACUUCCCGCGCAACCGACUGGCGAUUGGCUGAUUAACCCGGCGGACAAGGCGCGGUUCGAUUUGCUGUAUGAGGAGCUGGAUAAGCAGAAGAAGGGCUUUAUUACCGGCGAGGAGGCUGUGCCUUUCUUCAGCCAGUCCAACCUCAACGAGGAUGCGCUUGCUCAGAUCUGGGACCUUGCGGAUAUCAACUCGGCUGGCCGUCUCACACGCGACGAGUUUGCUGUUGCCAUGUACUUGAUCAGAGAGCAGCGACUCAAGCCCGGCCAGGUUCCUUUGCCUACUACUCUGCCUCCUAAUUUGAUUCCUCCUAGCAUGCGCACCCCCCAGCAAAGCAGACCUCAGACUGCUGGUGGCUUCCAACCCCAGCCCCCGCGCCCGCAACCACCUGCGCCGAAGCCUUCGGCUUUGGAUGACUUGUUUGGUCUGGAUGAUCCUCAGCCUUCUGCGGCCGCUCAGGCGCCGGUGCAAGUGCCUAUUGCUACCGGUGGAUCGGUCGAUCCGUUCGGCAACAGUGCUAGUCCCAUUGCGCCAGCUUCACCUAUUCGCCCUGUUGUGACGGGCUCGAACUUUAAGCCGUUUGUUCCUUCGUCCUCUUUUGGUCGCGGUUUGACUACACAUGCUACUGGAGGUUCGAACAGCUCGGCACCAGCGGGUGGUGUUAGAUCUCCGCUACCGCCAACUGUUGAGGACGAUUUGCUGGGUGACGCCGACCCUGAGGUCAACAACAAGCUCUCCAACGAGACUACGGAGCUUGCCAACCUCUCUAACCAGAUCGGCUCUCUCACCAAGCAGGUUCAGGAUGUCCAGACUCAGCGCACUAACACCCAGAACGAACUGUCCCAGGCCAGCCAGCAGAAGAAGAACUUUGAACAACGCCUUACCCAGCUGCGUGCCUUGUACGAGAAGGAAGCUCAGGACGUCCGCGCUCUCGAAACGCAGCUCAACACCGCCAAGGCCGAGACUAAGAAGCUGCAGACCGAGUUCGCCAUGGUCGAAGCCAGCUAUCUCGAGCUGCAGAACCAGCACCGUACGGUUGUUGCUGGCUUGCAAGCCGACCAGCAGGAGAACGCCUCGUUGAAGGAGAAGAUUCGCACGGUCAACGGGGAGAUUGCCCAGCUUAAGCCGCUGGUUGAGAAGUUGAAGAGCGAGGCCAGGCAGCAGAAGGGGUUGGUGGCUAUCAACAAGAAGCAGUUGAGCACGGUGGAGGGCGAAAAGGGGAAGCUGCAGAAUGAGGUUGAGGACCUUAAUAAGGAGAAGGAGGAGCUGGCUAGACAGGUUGAGUUGGCCAGACAAGCCAGCCCGGUGCCGCAGGUCGCUAGUCCUGCCCUGUCCACUGGAAGUGGUAACAACCCCUUCUUCAGGAGGACGGGAAGUGCGGACAUCAGCGCUGCGUUCGCCUCGCCUAUGAGGUCGAUGAGUGGCCAGACUUUUGACGAUGUCUUUGGCCCGUCGCUGAACGCUCCUGCUCAGAGCCCUACGCCACCUCCUCUAGCUGUUUCUCCUGUUCCCCAGGUUGCGGCGUUCAAGGCCCAGAAUACCGGCACUUCGACCAAUAGCUUUGGUUCAGGGUCGUUUGCCACUCCCGGCAGCACUUCGCCUACCAUUUCCAGGCAGCCUACUAUCACCGCUGAGAGCGCUAAUGUUCCUGGUGCUUUCUCGCCGUUCGGUGAGCCUAGCGGGUCCGGUUCUCGCGCUCCUUCUCGCCAUGGAUCGCAGGAUCAGACUCCCGCUGCUCCCGCUGCGCUCCCCAUCGAGCCCGUCCAGACCGGCCAGUCUGCUACUUCCAACCGUCCCAUGUCGCCCGCUUCCACUACCAGCCAGUCCAAGUCCGCCGCCGCCGCCGCCGCCCCGGUUGAGGCCGAUCCUUUCGCUGUCAACACGGAUGCCAAGGCGAAGGAGGACUUUGAGAGUGCGUUCGCUAGCUUCAAGAACACCCAUGCUAAGCCCGCUGUUACUGUCGCGGAGCCUGCCAAGGCUGCUACAUUCUCCAAGUUCGAUUCGGAGUUCCCUCCUAUUUCGGAAUUGGAGAGGGAUGAUGAUGAGAGUGAUUCGGAGAGCGAGGCGGCACUAGCAACACCGCCCGCCGUUACUACUAGUAACGCCAACUUCGACGAUGACAUCUGGGGCACUGGUUCUCCCGCUCCCGCUGCCGCUCCCGUCGCUGCUCCCGUUCCUACCUCCACCACUACCCAACCUCCCGCUGCUGCCGCUCCCGCUGCUGCCGCUCCCGCCAUCGCCCAACCUCCUGCCGCUACCUCCCAGUCCUCCAAGGGCGCGUUUGACGACCUAGACGACGAAUUCGCCGACCUCGAAGACGCCAAGGAAGGCAGCUCCGCCGACGACGUAGAAGACUUCGCCAACAUCUCCCGCUCCGGCUUCGGAGAUGACGGUUUUGGCAGUGGCAGCGUAGGCGGUAGCCAGUUCGGUUCUCCCCCGCCUAGCCAGCCUAGCCAGUCAAAGAGCGGUGCGAGCGAUUUCGACCUUAUCCCUUCCCACCAGGCUACCCAAUCUCAAGGAUCAUUCGCGGCGCCAAAGGCAGAUGCGCAUGAUUGGGAUGCUAUCUUUGCGGGUCUUGAUGAGGGAAGUCAAGCUCAACAGGGUAGUGGUCAAAGCCCUUUUGAGAGCUUGGAGACGCCGAGGCCGGGGUCGAGUGCUAAUCCCCAAGGACAACAAGCUGGUGGUGAGCAGCAGAAGGGGGGUGAGGAGCAAAAGAAGGAAGGUGCUGCUGGGGAGCUGGAAAGGCCAGCGCCGGCAGGUAGAGCGUUGACGACGACGGGGGAACACGAUGAUCCGAUUGUCAAGAAUUUGACGAGUAUGGGGUACUCGAGAGAUCAGGCGGUGAGGGCUUUGGAGAAGUAUGAUUAUAAUUUGGAGAGGGCUGCCAACUUCCUUGCUAGCCAGUCCUAA